This is a messenger RNA of Plodia interpunctella (Indianmeal moth), 3913 nucleotides long. RefSeq names its product neuroligin-4, Y-linked-like. Gene Ontology annotation, cellular component: synapse; postsynaptic membrane; cell surface. Gene Ontology annotation, molecular function: neurexin family protein binding; signaling receptor activity. The transcript has 11 exons. Lineage: Eukaryota; Metazoa; Arthropoda; Insecta; Lepidoptera; Pyralidae. The record is from RefSeq and is a predicted model, not a curated record. The coding region runs from base 375 to 3362 and encodes 995 amino acids. Gene Ontology annotation, biological process: presynaptic membrane assembly; neuron cell-cell adhesion; modulation of chemical synaptic transmission.
CUACUCAUUUCAGUGUAUCCCGACCGAUUGAACGUGUCGGAACGUCGCGAGCCAGCGCUUCACGAAAUUACGAUUGAUAUAAAGACCUUGUGUUGUGUAAAAUAUUAAUUUGACUGUGCUGUGUGAGUUUUUGUGUGAAAAACCGUGAAUACAGUGAGGAUUUGUGGUGUUAUCUCAUUUCCAACUGAACAACUUGAGCCCGAGGGAGUGAUUUCAGAAAUGUAUUGCAACAAAUGUACUAAAUGUGCACGUGAUCUAAGAAAUUAAUGAAAACGAAAACGAAAAUGGCAUUAUAAGUGUUUCAAUGAAAUCGAUUCAAGAUAUAUCACACAAAUAAUAAAGAAAUGGGGCCACAAAGGUGAUAUUUGCAGAAAAUGGCCUACAAUAGACUACCGCUACACCUCUGCAACUCGAUAAAACAGUACUGGUUGAAUGAGAAUAAUUUAAACAAUAGAAGUAUAUUAAUUUUAUUUGAAAAAACUAGAUGGAAGAAGCAUUUAAAUACUAUAGAACGAAUCAAAUUAAUUUUACUACUGAUAUUAUUAUUAAGUCAGAGUUCUGACGGGAAUAACUUUGGUAGUGGUAGAAAUUCUAUGUUGAGGACAAGGAUUAUAGGUACAAGAUACGGUAAAUUACAAGGGGUAAUAUUACCAAUGGAUCAGCAUAAAUACCUAAAACCUGUGGAAGCUUAUCUAGGUGUACCAUAUGCGACACCACCUACUGGAUCAAACAGGUUUGCCCCAACCCGUGCCCCUGCGCCUUGGGACGACGUGAAAACUGUCGAUCAGAUGGGUCCAGUCUGUCCCCAGAGGUUGCCAGAUGUCUCCAACGAAACCUUAGCUCUGGAGAGGAUGCCUAAAGGCAGGUUGGAAUAUUUGAGGAGAUUACUACCGCGACUGAAGAAUCAAAGCGAAGACUGUCUGUAUAUGAAUAUAUAUACACCAGUACAAGUGGGGCCAACAUUGCAGGCCAAAUACCCAGUCGUCAUCUUCAUCCAUGGUGAAUCUUUUGAGUGGAACUCUGGCAACGUUUACGAUGGCUCUGUACUAGCAAGCUAUGCUGGUGUAGUCGCCAUCACUAUCAACUACAGGUUGGGUAUCUUGGGAUUUCUGAACGCAAACCCAAUACCUCACCUAAAAGCUCGGGUAGCAAACUACGGGCUGAUGGAUCAGAUAGCAGCCCUGCAUUGGGUGCAACAGAACAUUGCACUGUUUGGAGGAGACGGGGGAAACGUCACCAUGUUAGGACAUGGCUCAGGUGCGGCGUGUAUCAACUUCCUUAUGAUCUCGCCCACUGUUAUGCCUGGCCUCUUUCAUCGAGCAAUCCUCUUGUCGGGAUCAGCGUUGAGUUCCUGGGCGCUAGUCGAAGAUCCUGUCAGUUUUUCCGUCCAACUUGCCAAGCAAGCGAACUGUACUUUACCAGAGGACAUUGUCAAAGAUCAUGAACUCAUUGUUGAUUGCUUACGAGAAGUACCAUUAGAAGAACUCAUGUCAGCAGAAAUAAGUACCCCCAGUUACCUAACUGCAUUUGGGCCUUCUGUAGAUGGCGUUGUAGUGAAAACUGACUACGCGAAAGAAUUACUAACUUUCUUUAUUCCUAACGAUCUUCAAGGCUUCACUAGUGUAUCUGGGGUCAAUAAUUUCAAAGCUGAUAAGAGAAGUGGAGACAGGAUAUUUGGGAUUCGAGGGGGUCAAAACAAAUACGACCUACUGUUUGGAGUGGUUACUAGUGAAGCCCUUUGGAAAUUCUCCGCCCAGGACAUACAGAAUGGUUUUGAGGGUGAACGAAGGGAUAGAAUAAUAAGAACCUAUGUUAGAAACGCAUAUACAUAUCAUUUGAGUGAAAUAUUCUUUACAAUAGUCAACGAGUAUACAGAUUGGGAGAGAACUGUUCAACACCCAAUUAAUACAAGAGACGCAGCGGUGCUGGCUAUAUCGGAUGCACAGUACGUUGCACCAUUAGUCCAGACUGGGGAUUUUCUAAGUGUGGCCAAAAGUUCUCCGGACUCUGGACCUAAUACAUUCUUCUAUGUGUUCGACUAUCAGACUAAGGAUGGAGACUAUCCACAGCGCAUGGGAUCGGUUCAUGGCGAAGAGUUGCCUUAUCUGUUCGGAGCGCCAUUGGUUGAAGGCCUUGGACAUUUCCCGAAAAACUAUACCAAAUCUGAAGUGGCACUGUCUGAAGCAUUUAUUUUAUACAUGGCUAACUUUAUAAGGACAGGGAACCCCAACGAAGCCCAGCGGCAGGAGGGCGUACUACCAAUAUCAAGAGAAAGGAAUCGAUACAAAAGCAUCGUUUGGGACGAAUACGAUACAUUACAUCAGAAAUAUCUGGAAAUAGGCAUGAAGCCGAGGAUGAAAAACCAUUAUAGGGCCCAUCAGCUGUCCGUGUGGUUGCGGUUGAUCCCCGAAAUCCAUAGGGCCGGAAUGAAGGACGUGGUUGCGAAACACAACCUUUUUCGCAACCACAACGACCCUGAACUAUACGACGGGUUAGUGCGCCCCGACCCACUGACUAGAGCAAACUAUUACGACCCCACCUUGGAGCUUUACCGCAAACCUAUUUACAACGUCACUCUUGACACACCGUCUACGACUAUGGACACUUACGUCACCACCUGUAUAAGCGUUAUGUCUGCUAGACCAGGCUCGGCUGUAACGCAAAUCCAGACUCCUAAUAAUACGCAACAAGACGUCUCCAACUUAGAAGUAGCGGGAUAUACAGCGUAUUCAACCGCGUUGAGCGUCACUAUUGCUAUCGGAUGCUCUCUACUGAUUCUGAAUGUUUUGAUCUUUGCUGGCGUUUAUUAUCAAAGAGAUAAAACUAGAUUGCAAGUGAAAGCGUUACAGCAACAGCAAAAGAGGAAUCACAAUUCGACUUUCGAUAGCGUAUCUUCGAAACAUCCACAUUACUUCGUGGGUCACUCGCAAAGUUCGAGUACGAUUGUUGACAUAGAUCAUCAAGAUAAGAAUGCCAUAAUAGCUAUGACGAAUAGAGUCCCACAUUUUACUAACGCGAACUGCCCGAACGUGUGCCAUACAGGGAUUCAAAUGUCGAAUCUGUCCCAAAAACCAAGUCCCCCAUCGAACAGAGGUCAAUGUACGACGUUGCCAAGAAAAGUGGGGUUUAGUUAUCAGCAGCAGAAUCAAAUUUGCAACACGUCGAAUUGUAUGACGCUUCCGAAAAAUGCUACAUUUAUGAGUAGUGCCAGUAACUUGCCUGAUGUCCAGGCGCAGACUGUGCAGUCCCAAGGUCCUGGGAACGGAUCAGUGCUUCCUCCCCCCUCUUCACCGCCGCCCUCUCAGAAUUUCACCCAAAAAUCAAGAGUGCCACAGGCGGCAAUGUCCGAAAUGAACGUAUGAGAAAUGGAAGAUAUUUACAAUUAUGUGUAAAGUGUUACUGUGAUGUGGACACAAGUGUAACUACUAGACAAAACAUGGUUGUAAAUAUCGAAAUGUGAACAAAUGUACAUAAUGAUUAUGUUAAAGUAUUUAAUACAGGUAACAUUUUAAAAUUAUUAGAUGUAUUAUAGCGCGUAUCCAGUAUUCUUAUGGUAAGAUAUACUGAUCUAUUGGAUUAUGUAAAAUGUAUAAUGUAGUUAACAAAAUUCAAAAAAUAUUUAGAACUUUUAGUUGAACUUUUAACGAUGAGUGUAGUUUUGGCCAGGUUUUGUAACUUUUUAAUUUAAUUGUAUAUAUUGUACGCCUGAUGUAAAAAUGUAAUUUCUUUUUUUUUUAAUAAAAUUAAAUUAACCAAGUUCAUAAAAAAUAUUCUUGUUCGCUAGGGCCAUCUUAUAGUCCGUAACACAAUAAUUUAAUUUCCUUUCCUUAUAUAUAGGUCUAUCUCUAUUAUAUAAUAUACUUACUUGAUCAACGUCAUUCGUAUAUAUAUAUAUAUACAUAUAUAUAUAUAC